This is a messenger RNA of Anopheles marshallii, 1006 nucleotides long. RefSeq lists its product as uncharacterized. The transcript has 2 exons. Bases 1 to 999 code for a protein of 332 amino acids. NCBI's taxonomy places the organism in Eukaryota, Metazoa, Arthropoda, Insecta, Diptera, Culicidae. The record is from RefSeq and is a predicted model, not a curated record.
AUGAGAUACGGAAUAGAAUGGUUACUAUCGGUACUAGCGCUAGCAUCCCUGGUGUUACCGCGAGUGACAGGUGUCAAACACGUUGACAUAUUUCAGCAAUUUAGCGAUGGGAGCUAUCAGGAAAACCAAAAAUCAAGCCGUGAAGCGCUGGACGACUCGGACGAGGAUGACAUCCGAACUGAGCAACCGAUGAGCUGCGUCGAGGAUGUACUGCCCACCAAUCCUAUAGAGUUGCACGAAAAGCUAGAAAACGAGACGGAUCGUCCGCAUGUGCCAGUGCAAAACAUUUCACAACCAAAUCUGAGCGAGCUGUUCGGUAAGCUGAAGUCGGGUUUCUUCAGCGCCAACCUCUUUCAGAUCGGACAACACGUACGCGGUGUGCUAGUUGGCAUAAAGGAACGCAUGCAGGCAUACGUCGCUGACACCACUGCCAAAUUUGAGCACCGUCGCCAUCAGACGAUGAAUGCCGUGAAGCGCAAAGUGGAUGAGAUAAACGAGCAGAUCCGCAACUACUUCCAGAACGAGUUUGUGGAGUACCGGGAUGUUUGUCUGCCGGACGAGAACCAUUGCAUGCAGCUACUGCACACCCAGGUCGACCAGUACGAGCACAGGCUGCGCACGAACGGGGACGAAUGCCACGACAAACUAGCGGAACAUUUGGCCAAACAACGGCGCGAGAUAGACGAAGCGCAACAGCUGCUGAACGGACCUUACAGCAGGAUGGACAACUGUCUCAACCGGGAUGCCGGCUUCGGUCGUAGUUUUCUCGCCUGUUCGGGUGGUGCCGUUGCGAACCUAGCCAAACUGACCACGGAAACGAUGCAAUCGUUCGCAAACAGGAUGACCCACCUGUCCGGCGUGUUCACACAGCGCGUGAACAAGUUCGAAAAGUGCGUCGUCCAACGACGCCAGCUGAUGAAGCAGAACGAACGAGAGGUGUCACAAAAGAUGAAGAAUUGCUUCAGGAAGCAACAGUCGCAACCGGAAGCCUUCUUCUGACCGUCGG